Fraxinus pennsylvanica is the source of this 801-nucleotide messenger RNA. The record is from the annotation of a GenBank genome assembly. NCBI's taxonomy places the organism in Eukaryota, Viridiplantae, Streptophyta, Magnoliopsida, Lamiales, Oleaceae.
AUGUCCUCAAAGCUGUCAUCGUUGACGAGGGAACGAAGUCUCGAGGAGGACUUGCCAUACGGUGCCGAAGAUAUGGCCGGUGAAGCUAAGUUGUCGGACAGCAAAGAAAACUGUACAAUUUUACCACCAACGGUGGAUAUGCUGCCGGAGGAAGGCUUCGCUCAUCGAGAGUGGGGAAGGCAAAAUGCAAUUCGACUGGAGGAGAAAGAGAAGAUGGAGAAGGAGAUGUUGAAAGAAAUAAUUGAUGAAGCUGAUGAAUACAUUGCAGAGUAUAAGAAAUGGAAGAUCAGAUGUGAGAACAGCAGAGCUUCCAACAGGGAGAAGGAUAAGAGGCCAAAAAAACCUACUGGAAAUCAAUUGCUGAACUUAUACCAAAUGAAGUUCCGUGCCAUUGAGAAGAAAGGAUGCGUCAAGCACUUGUCAAACUCAAAACACAAAACCCCUCCUCACAUGAUGCUGCCACCACCCGAACUCAAACCUAGAAAAGAGGCUAAAACCGCCGAGCCUGCUAAAUCUCCGACUGUGUCGAAGCCCGAAGUUGGGAAGAUGACGAUAUAUGCAAACUACCGUCCGAUCUCCGCGAAGUCUGUGGUCUGUAGACUCCCAGCUCCAUUAAAGGUUUCGGAUCAAUUUGAAGUAUAUUUUGAGAUUUUUUUCUGGAAUAUGGCUUCGACUGCUGUGGUGCCUUCAGGCACUGAAAAGAUGAAAUACGACGCGAUAGUUGUGGAUAAACUUCUAAUUUAUUUUUGUUGUCAAGAUGCUGUGGUGCUUUCAGGCACUGAAAGACAAAAUAUGAGGUGA